AUGGUGGAAUCUGGUUUGAUGACUCGCUUUGUUUCAGAUCCUAACGGUCCAUUGUAUUACAAGGGAUGGUAUCAUUUUUUCUACCAAUACAAUCCAAAUGGUGCAGUUUGGGGAGACAUAGUUUGGGGGCACGCAGUGUCAAGGGACAUGAUUCAUUGGCUUCAUCUUCCACUAGCAAUGGUGGCGGACCAAUGGUACGAUAACAACGGUGUUUGGACAGGCUCUGCUACCAUCUUACCCGACGGUCAAGUCAUCAUGUUAUAUACCGGUUCGACCAAUGAGUCUGUGCAAGUUCAAAACCUUGCAUACCCUGCUGAUCUCAAUGACCCUCUCCUUGUGGACUGGAUCAAGUACCCUUCCAACCCGGUUCUUGUCCCUCCACAAGGCAUCCAUCCGAAGGACUUUCGCGACCCAACGACAGCUUGGCUUACUACCGAAGGAAAGUGGCGAAUAACCAUAGGCAGCAAGAUAAACAAAACUGGUGUUGCUUUGGUUUAUGAUACAGUGGAUUUCAAGACCUAUCAGCGGAAAGACGUGCUGCUUAACGCUGUUCCUGGUACUGGUAUGUGGGAGUGUGUGGACUUUUUCCCUGUUUCUAAGAAAUUUGAAAAUGGUUUGGAUACUUCCUUUAUCGGUGACGAGGUUAAGCAUGUGAUGAAGGUGAGUUUGGAUGACGAUAGACAUGAUUAUUACGCAUUGGGGACUUAUGAUGAGAAGAAGGUUAAGUUUAUAGCAGAUGAUUUUAAAAACGAUGUUGGUAUUGGAUUGAGGUAUGAUUAUGGUAUAUUCUACGCUUCCAAGACAUUUUACGAUCAGAAAAAGAAUAGGAGAGUGUUGUGGGGUUGGAUUGGAGAAUCCGAUAGCGAAUACGCUGAUGUUGCCAAAGGCUGGGCUUCAGUUCAGAGCAUUCCGAGAAUCGUGAAGCUUGAUAAAAAGACUGGUAGCAACUUGCUUCAAUGGCCUGUUGCGGAGGUGGAGAGUUUGAGAUUAAAAAGUGAUGAGUUUAAAAACUUGAAGGUUAAGCCAGGGGCAGUGGUGUCACUAGAUAUUGGAACUGCCACACAGUUGGACAUUGUAGCCGAGUUUGAGAUAGACAAGGAAGCUCUAGAGAAAACAGCUCAAUCCAAUGUGGAGUAUGAGUGCAGCACCAGUGGGGGAGCUUCCCGUCGCGGUGCCUUAGGACCUUUUGGUCUUUAUGUUUUGGCAGAUAAUAGUCUUUCUGAGUACACUCCUGUGUACUUUUAUGUUGUUAAGGGAAGCAAUGGAAAAUUCAAGACUUCUUUUUGCUCUGAUCAAUCAAGGUCUUCUCUAGCAAAUGAUGUUCAUAAACAAAUCUAUGGGAGUAUAGUACCAGUACUUGAAGGAGAAAAAUUAUCCUUAAGGAUACUAGUGGAUCAUUCUAUAGUUGAAAGCUUUGCUCAAGGUGGAAGAACAUGUAUAACAUCAAGAGUUUAUCCAACAAGGGCAAUUUAUGGAGCUGCUAGAUUGUUCUUAUUCAAUAAUGCUAUUGAAACCAAUGUCACUGCCUCUCUCAAAGUUUGGCAGAUGAAUUCUGCAUUUAUACGCCCAUACCACCCUGAUCAAAAGAGAUGA
Molecule: messenger RNA, 1593 nt
Organism: Lathyrus sativus (Indian pea)
Lineage: Eukaryota; Viridiplantae; Streptophyta; Magnoliopsida; Fabales; Fabaceae
Source: the annotation of a GenBank genome assembly